Messenger RNA from Colletotrichum orchidophilum, 1029 nucleotides. RefSeq lists its product as uncharacterized. The transcript is spliced from 3 exons. Bases 1 to 1029 code for a protein of 342 amino acids. Lineage: Eukaryota; Fungi; Ascomycota; Sordariomycetes; Glomerellales; Glomerellaceae. The record is from RefSeq and is a predicted model, not a curated record.
AUGGAUGCAACAAUUGAGUGGUUCGGUGCCACCACGUUUCGCGUGAAAGCCAACGGUCUCGUCAUCUUCUUGGACACAUGGCUGGAGCGCCCAGAUGUUCUGCCCAAAGUGUUGGCCAUCGACGAUGUGGCUGAGGCGGAUUACAUUUUCAUCUCCCACGCACAUUUUGACCAUCUUCCUGGAGCCGAUAAGAUAGCCAUCAAAACCGGGGCGCACGUUGUCGCCAACGGCGAAACUAUCAACGUCCUUCGGUCAGCUGGAGUGCCCGAGGACCAGCUCAUCCCGGUAUCUGGUGGCGAGCGCAUCCCUCUUUUCCCGCUCGAGUGUCGUAGAGCCGCGGGUCGUGGUGAAGUCGAUGUCGCUCCCGGGCCACCAGGCGCUCCCGCGGCUCCAGAUGCUGGAUUGGCAGUGGCUUCCGUCCACGUCUGGCCUUCAUUGCACUGUCUGAUGCCUGGUAGCUCGCAUGCUGAUGUGCCUGCGAUCAUGGAUACAGGCAAGGAGUACAUUGGAGCAAGCCAGUACGCCUGCACACUGGACAUCACAUUUGGCAUGAAAUAUGGCCUCUUCAAGAUCAGCGACCACAUGCCUCGCGACGCCAUGGACUCGGGCAUGCGCUCUUUUGCCGACUACAUCAACGGUCCGGCGAGGAAAUGCAUGUCCCAUUUCGAUGGAGGGCAGCUGAUGUACAACUUUCUGUUCGGGGAGGGCAAGACACUGCUCUGGAACGGGCAUCUGGGUGGCUACGAUGGGAUAUUGAAUACGGUGCAGCCACAGCCAGACGUGCUCAUUCAGGCCAUUGCUGGGCGGGCCAACUUGAACGGGCGACCGUUUGAUGGAUCGGCGGCGCAGUUCGCGGUGCAAGUUUCGAAGCUGCUGGGAGAGCCGAAGAAGGUGAUUUGGUGUUUGCACGACGACGCGCCGAUCAAGCCGUGGAAGGUGAAUGUCAGCCCAGCUACGCAAGCGAUGGAGAAGGAGACUGGUUCCAAGGUGACUGCACUGCAGCUAGGGACAUUGCAUGGGCUCUUUUGA